GAAACAAGGUUUUCAAAACCGGACCGGUUAUUGAACCGUUUGCAGGUCCGAUUCCUGGUUUGACCGGUUCAACCGGUUGAACUGGUGAACCGGCCGGUCCAAACAAUAAGGAAGGUUUGAUGAGAGGAGCAAGCUGUAGGCAUGGAUUUUUUAAUUUGGUGUUGAUAAUUUUGUAAUUUUGUUAAAGUUAAAGGUUAAAAUGGGUAUAAGAAAGGAAUGAGAAGGGUGAAAUUGGAAAAAAUUGAAAGAAGAUUGCAUGAGAAAUUGAACCGGUGGUUUUUCUGGUUUCACCAGUUCUAUCGGUUUUUAUCGGUUUUCAUCGAUUUUUACCGGUUUUGAUCGGUUUUGACCGAUUUUACUGGUUUUGACCGGUUUUGACCGAUUUUUACUGGUUUUGACCGGUUUUGACCUCAAAUGGUUUUCUUAUAUGAACCGAACCGUUUUCAUCAUCGGGUAUCGGUCUGAUCGAUUCAACCGGCCGGUUCGGUUCGGUUUUAAAAACCUUGAUUGGAAAUUUAUAAAUGCAGAAGUCUUGGAGUUGAGCAUUUGGCGAGCGCCGCACCAUUUAUCUGAAAAUGAAGUAUUUAAUAUUGCUGCCUUGUGGUAUCUUUGGUUAAGGCACAUUGAAUUUCAAUGAGACUCGUGUAUUUGAUAAUUUUGGAUGGUAACUUAUACUCGUGUAUGUAAAGAUCUAACUUUUGAUAAUAUUAAUGAAGAUUAUGGUUUAUA
Molecule: messenger RNA, 729 nt
Organism: Rubroshorea leprosula
Lineage: Eukaryota; Viridiplantae; Streptophyta; Magnoliopsida; Malvales; Dipterocarpaceae
Source: the annotation of a GenBank genome assembly